AACAAAACCGUUCUGUAUUGCUGGUUUAAAUCUGAACGUGGUCACGAUGGAUAGUGUCAGACCGUAGACGUUGUCAGAUUCAGACCUGUAAAGUGAAGGUUUGAUAAAGAUUUGAUAAACAUCUCAUGCAAAAUCUCCAAGAUGGACAUGGAAUGUGCAGACCUCAUGAGUAGUCUGCAACUGCAUAAUGACUACUUCAAGAGUAUGACUGAUCUGAUACCUGCCAGGUAUUACUUUGAACAAGAAUCCAAACAAGGUCCAGCGGGCUCUGGCAAGUUCUUUCAUAAUGCAAAAGAGAAAGCACCCAAGCAGAAGGUCAAAGACAAGUCCAAAAAGAAGACCAGUAACAAGCGACAGCGUUUGGACCCAGACCAGCAGCGUAGCGUAACCCAAAUACAGGAGGGCAUGGAUAAGGGUCAGAUCUCGGGUAAAGAUGGGAUCGCCACCUCUAGUCGGUUGUGGAAAGAGAAAUCGGAGGAUGAGUCAGAGAGUGAUGCCAUGGGGACAGGCCUGGAAGACCUCUCAGAUGAUAGUGGUAAUGAAGAUGAUUCCAAACCAUCCAUCUCAUCAAGGAUUAAACCGAUGAGUGUGGAGUCUGUCUCAAGUAGUGCAACUAUUGAUGAACUCAGAGAAAAGGUCCGACAAAGAAUAGAAGAACUCCGAACAAAGCGGAAAGCAAAAGCACCUUUAAUGGAAGACGUGGUACCGAAAAAAGUUGCCCGAAGAGAAGCGGAAAAGGAGAAGAAGAAGAAAGCAGAUGCCAUCAAGGCAAUGAAAGCUUCUAAAGCACAGUUGGAAAUCUUGGAAAAAGCCAAACAGAACAAACUGAUGGUUAAUGGUGACGUUCACAGUGACAGUGAUGAUUCUAGCGAUGACAACAUCAACCAAAGAACUAAAAAGAGUAAUGAGACGUCUACCAAGGGCGGGAAAGGUGGGCAGAAGACAGUGGAAGCUAAGGAGGCAGCUGUUGGCUUCAGCCAGUUUGACUUUACGGAGAGCGAGCGAGAACAGCCCAAGAAGAAGAAGAGGAAGAAGGUGACGGAGCCCAGGAGCAACAAAGACUUUGGCCGUCUGCUAAAGAAGGCGGAGCUCAAGGAGAAAAAGAUGGCAGAGAUGAAGGAGAAGGAUCCAGAGAAAGCCCAGGAGGUGGAGACGGAAGGCAAGUGGAAGACAGUCAUCGAUAGGGCACAGGGGAUCAAGGUCAAGGAUGAUGUGGAGCUUCUGAAGAAGUCCAUCAAGCGGAAGGAGCAACGCAAGAAAGCGAGCAAGAAGCAAUGGGAGGCACGUCAAACUAAACUGGAGGAGAAGAUGAAGCAGAAAGAGACCAAGAAGAGGACCAAUAUCAAGGCCAAGACCGAUGCCCGCAAAGCCAAGAAGGUUAAGAGGUUACAAAAGAAGGGCAAGCUUCUUCUACAGGACUGAAGAGGCUUCACUUGAUCUGUAAACUGUUGCAAGCCGUUGGUCUACUUCUCACAUGUCUAAUACCAGAAGGGCUAAACCCAUGUGGUCUACUUUUUGGUUUAAUUGCUUUUCGGUCUACAUAAUAUACCUGGUCUCAUACACACUUUGUGUAGUUCCCAUUUAGUGUUAUAUCCAGUUGGUCUAAUGUCCACUUCAUCUAAUUGUCAUUUUGCCUUUUGACAAAUGGAAAUUUGCGUAUGAAAAUUUAACGAUGUAGUGUUAGAUCAAAUAUAUAGUAGGCAGAUUAGUUAUAUUCCAGCUGGAACCUACACCAAAUGGGCUAAAAGGCAAUUAGACCAAAUGGUUAAUAGAGACAAACUGUAGACUAUGUAGGAUUAGUUCAUGUGAGUUAACGAAGGCCACAUGGCAAUUUCCUGGACUAAGGUUGCAACAGAGAACUGCUCCUUGGGAGGAACAGAGGGUCAGAGCAGAGUACACUCUCUUGGUUACAUAAGUCUAGCGUCAGGACUGAGUGCUCUUUACCUUGCAGCAGUUGUGGAUAUUGAUGUCAUUCUGUCGAGUACUGAACUAUCUACUUCCUCUUAGCUGGAUGUAGGUAAGACUCCAGGUUCCUGUAAGGUAAGCAGGUUUGAAAUGGCAAGCUUGUUUGAAUAUUGGUGCAGUAAUCCAUGCAAUGAAUGGCAAUGAAGGCCGUGUCUCAUUGUUAGUGCAAGCCUUGCUAUUGCCUGUAACUUACCCACAGCAAAUUUUUUAGCAUGUUAAAAACUUGUUUACAUGCAAAUUAUAGACAUGCGUGUGCUUCUGUGAGCAACUGCGUGUGAGGUACGUGUGAGAUACUGUCAAUGCGGGCGAUAUGCGGGUGACCUGUGGGUAGCAAAAAUUGUUACCCGCAAGUCACAUGCAAGGCAUGCACGGAACAAUGUGACAGAGCCUGAAGAUUUGCAUAAAAUACAAAAUAAUAAAAUACAUAAUGUAUCAUUAUUAGGCCUUUCUUCUCACAGCUAAGUAAUUCAUACACUGGCAUGGCUUCCUUCUAAUACAGAUCUAUUUUAUUUCUCAAAAUUAACCGGAAUGUGCCGAGAUUUGAAAAUGCCGGAUAUUUAUUAUUAUUGUAAUUAUUAUAUUAUUAUGGCAUCAAAAUACUGAAAUUAUCAGAAAUCUUGAAAUAUUCAGUGAAAGUAGAUAAAAAUGUAUUGUUAUAAUUUAAUGUGUUAUAAUUAUGAAAAUCUUAUCAAAACCUUGCUUGAUGAAUGGUCAGAUCUGUAGAUAGGAACUCAAUUCUGCCAAAGCCAAGUAUCAUGUCAGUAAAUCCAAAUUACUUUUUUUUAGUAUUGAAUUUCAGUAAUCUCGUCUAAAAGUUCUAAACAGUCCCUUCAAAAAGUUAAAAACUUCAUUAUGAUAAUUAUGAUAAUAAUGAUAAUGAUAAUUAUUUUUCCUUAUAAAGCACUUACUUUAUCAGAAGUCUAAGCACUCUACAGUAUUACAGCAUUAUUACCCUGGCUUUAGCAGAGGAGCUGUUGCGUGUGGAGCAUUUCAAGGAAUAAAUUCCUACCAGGUACCCAUUCACCUCACCUGGGUUGAGUGCAGCACAAUGUGGGUAAAUUUCUUGCUGAAGGAAAUCAUGCCAUGACUUGGAAUCAAACCCACGUCCCUCAGUAAGAUGAGGGUCAUAACCACUAGACCACAAUGCCAGGGUGGUAUACAUGAAGCUGUUUGUAGGUAACUUACAGAUUUAUGCAUGACUAUCAAUAUAAUUCUUAUCAACUAAAAGUUAAAUCUGAUCUUGGAAGAUUAUAAAGAUUCUUGCUGCUAAGAAGGAACUGAAUAUAAGUUAUUAAUUAGUCAACAACUGAUGCAGAUCAUUGGACAGUCCCUUCCAUUAUCAUAAACAGGAAAGAUUCAAGAAUGGUUCACAUGUCAUUCAAGAUUAGUUCAUCUGUCAGAUAUACAUAAAAUCAUACAUAAAAUAAAAAGUCUUAAAGAUUGCUUAAUAUGAAAUGGCCCCAAGCUAGUGUUAUUUUCUAUUAAUUUUUUCUCGUAAUGGGGUGGUGGGAUUUUAGAAUUUACUUAAACAUGCAGUUAGCUUGGAUUGUAUACUAGUCGGUGCAGUGAAAGAGAAAUUUGGGACUGUGAAUGUGUAGCAAUGGCAGGAGGUCGGCCCCAGGGGCCCGUUGCAGAGAGAGUUGCAUUUAAACGCAAGCCAAAAAUCAAUCGCAAGUCUCAAAUGCGCGCUGCUGAUUGGUUGAAAAUCAAGUUGUGCAUAAUUUCUGGGCUGUUUCAGAGGUUCCUUUCUUCUUGGACAUGAUAUUAAAAUUUGAACUGUAUGAAAUAGAAAUAAUGAGGAAGAUUCUAUUAGCUGGCCAGCUGGUGCCCAAUAUUUUGAUUUCGCUUGUGUGCAUUCCUAAAGAAGUUGAUUUUUUUAUCAUAGUAAACAUCUUCAUAGUGCUUAAAACCUGUAUAUGCAUAUUGGACAGCUUAAACACAGACAUUUGCAAGUAAAUUGGAGAAAGAGAUUUUAAUUAAAUUUAAUCUCGGUGAAUUGAUACAACCAUAGAAAUGGGCACCUAGUGUACCAACAUAAAAAUAUCCACAUACAGGAUUAGAGUGCAGACACAGAAAUACAUUGUCAUGUCAAGUAUUUAUUUGGGGAGCAUUGCAUGAAAGCACUUUUCGGUUGUUUUACCUGACAAAGUAUGUUUUAUCCGACAGUCACCAUAGUAACAGUGCUUCUCAGCCAAUCAAAGUCAAGGUAGGUUGUCAGGUCCGCAACUUAUUGAAUGAAAAUGUAGAUGAAACGUGACUUUGGUCUGAAAAAAAACCCACCUCUGAAAGGUCUUGACUGAAUCUGAAUGACUGAUUUUCUCUAAAACAUAUUGAAUUUCACUUUCAGCUCCCUUUACAAGCUGGCAUCUCUGAUAUUAAUUUCAUAUUUGAUAAGCGUGAGAUUUAUUGUAAUCAUAUUCUGAUUACGAGUACAAUGUAUAUUUUAUUGCGUCCAGGGACUCAUUUCAUCCAAAUUACAUGUACCAGAGUUGAAACUGGAAUACUGUUAGUCACAAUGAAUCAUCAUAGAACAUGAAAGGUCGAACAUAGUAUCCCCAAUAGACUAUGUACAUGUAACUCAUGUUUGCGUCACUGAUUUAAUGUGUUGGCAUGUUACAUGUUUCCUAACGGACAGCAUGUAUAGCUUCUUGGUUGAAAUUAUGAUGUAACUUGCUUUCCAUAUUUGAUAUUGAUUUCAAUUAAUCUCAACUCUUAUGACACAGGGAGCCUGCUGAGAUAUAAUGGUUUAAUAAUUGCAGAACAAUGCUGGUACAUAAUGUAUGUGUAUGUACUUGUAUACCUGCUUCUAUGAGGGUACAUGUAGAUGAGCAAAUUGUAUUAUAAUGGCCAAGUGUUCCGUAGCUUGGCCAGAUUCAUUUCAGUCCAUGUAUCAAAAAUAUUUUUCUCCUUAAUUAGUGAAUUGAAUUUUUCAUCAGUAUUUUGAAUUUCAAGCAAUUUUUUUUCCAUGUAUGAUAUGUUUAUUAACAGUGUAACAAUCAGCCAUCAUUCAUGUGACAAUGUUUAUGCAUCAUGUUAAUUAAUCAGUGAGCUUGGUGUAGAGAUAAAAUGAUGAGAGUAAAGAUAUUUUGCCAAGAUUUGAACAUUUUAAUUUGUAAUAAAAUAUCUUAUACUGUACUGCA
This is a messenger RNA of Lytechinus variegatus (green sea urchin), 5105 nucleotides long. RefSeq names its product surfeit locus protein 6 homolog. Gene Ontology annotation, biological process: ribosomal small subunit biogenesis; ribosomal large subunit biogenesis. The record is from RefSeq and is a predicted model, not a curated record. Gene Ontology annotation, cellular component: nucleolus. The transcript has 5 exons. Lineage: Eukaryota; Metazoa; Echinodermata; Echinoidea; Temnopleuroida; Toxopneustidae. The coding region runs from base 142 to 1422 and encodes 426 amino acids. Gene Ontology annotation, molecular function: RNA binding; DNA binding.